Molecule: messenger RNA, 3470 nt
Organism: Cucumis melo (muskmelon)
Lineage: Eukaryota; Viridiplantae; Streptophyta; Magnoliopsida; Cucurbitales; Cucurbitaceae
Product: bifunctional dethiobiotin synthetase/7,8-diamino-pelargonic acid aminotransferase, mitochondrial
Exons: 14
Coding region: 236-2644 (802 amino acids)
Biological process (GO): biotin biosynthetic process
Cellular component (GO): mitochondrion
Molecular function (GO): ATP binding; S-adenosyl-L-methionine:8-amino-7-oxononanoate transaminase activity; pyridoxal phosphate binding
Source: RefSeq, a predicted model, not a curated record
UAGCAAAAAAUCACUCCGAGUUCGAGCAUUCAAGGAUGAGGACGAGAGAGUUGGCCAACAAUGUGAAGAAAAAUAAGAGCUGUGGGACACACUGAGAUAGCUGCUGCUUCAUCUUCAUUGUAUAUUCAUCUUCCUUUCCUCUGCUUCUCAUUGUUUAUGGCUAACCUACUUUCACCUCUUUCCUCUGCUCCCAUCUCUUUCCCUCCAUCUCCCUGACUUCAACCCCACCACCAUCAUGCUUCGCCUCCGCCGCAACUUCCAUUUCUCCCGCCACUUUCUUCUCCUCAAACCCUUCUCCACCGCCGCCCCUCCGCCUCCUCUUCACCUUCCACUCUCCCACCCCACUUACAUUGUCUGGGGCUCCAAUACCUCCGUUGGCAAAACCUUAGUUUCCGCUGGCCUCGCCUCCUCCUUCCUCCUCUCCGAUUCUCCUUCCCAUUUCCUCUUCCUCAAGCCCAUCCAAACCGGCUUCCCUUCCGAUUCCGAUUCCCGUUUCGUCUUCCAUAAGCUUUCCUCCCUAUACCGACGCCGCCACGCCCGUCUCUCUCUUCUGGCCUCCGAUCAUGUUCUCAAUGCCUCCCUCCCUGUACUAAACACCGUCUCUGGUUGCGGAGAUGGGAGUGAAUUGGCAAUGUGCGAACUGGGUCGGUAUGAAGAACAACGAUUGGUGGGGGAGGAAUCGGGUUUGGGUUCGAGGUUAAUUUGUAAGACCAUGUAUGCCUGGAAGGAGGCUGUUUCUCCACAUUUGGCUGCUGAGAGGGAAAGCGGGGUGGUGGACGAUGCCCUUGUGAUACAGUCGCUGCAGAGUUGCUUAAAUUCUGGAUUGGGAGUGAGUGGCGAGAGUGAGGGUGCAGAAACCAGAGCCAUGUGUCUCGUCGAGACAGCCGGUGGGGUUGCUAGUCCAGGCCCAUCUGGGUCCCUUCAGUGUGAUUUAUACAGGCCUUUUCGUUUACCCUGCCUUCUUGUUGGUGAUGGCCGGCUGGGUGGUAUUUCUGGGACAAUUUCAGCAUAUGAGACUUUGAAACUUAGAGGCUACGAUGUUGCUGCCAUUAUCUUCGCUGAUAAUGGCCUUGAAAAUGAGGUGGUGCUAAGUUCUCAUCUUCGAGAUAGGGUGCCAAUUCUUGUGCUACCUCCCAUUCCUGUUGAUAUAACAGACGACCUGAUGGAUUGGUUUGAUAACUCUCAGAAAGUAUUUGAUUCUCUGAAGGAAAUAAUGUUAUCAGCUUAUUCUAAAAGACUUAACGGAUUGCGAGAAAUGCCAAAAAAGGCAAAGAAUAUUUUUUGGUGGCCAUUCACCCAGCAUAAACUUGUGCCAGAUGAAGCUGUUACAGUAAUUGAUUCUCGCUGUGGUGAGAACUUCACUGUUUUCAAGGAUCAGGGUCAUGAAUUUAUGACUCAACAAUUUGAUGCAUGUGCCAGUUGGUGGACACAGGGUCCUGAUGCUGCUCUGCAGACUGAGCUAGCAAGUGAUAUGGGUUAUGCUGCUGCAAGAUUUGGGCAUGUGAUGUUUCCAGAGAAUGUGUAUGAACCAGCUUUGGAAUGUGCUGAGCUUUUACUUGCUGGUGUUGGAAAAGAUUGGGCUUCAAGGGUGUAUUUCUCAGAUAAUGGAUCUACAGCUAUUGAAAUUGCACUGAAGAUGGCUUUUCGGAAGUUUUCUAUUGAUCAUGGAAUCCUUGAUUCUCAAGAAUGCAAUGCAGAAGCACAACGUACUGAGCUUAUGGUUUUGGCUCUCAAUGGAUCAUAUCAUGGUGAUACAUUAGGAGCUAUGGAAGCACAGGCACCCUCAUGUUAUACAGGCUUCCUGCAGCAACCAUGGUAUUCUGGAAGAGGUGUUUUUCUGGAUCCUCCUACAGUCUAUAUGCACGGAGGCAAAUGGUAUCUUUCCUUGCCAGUUGGAUUGCAACCCGAGACCUUGAGACUUGAGAAUGCUUUUUUCAAUUCACGUGAUGAGGUAUUUGAUGAGAAAAGGGACGGUUCAGAUUUGGCUGAAAUCUAUUCAGCAUAUUUGUCUCAACAAUUAUCAUAUUCUUCAAAGUCCAAGUCAUUACUUGGAGCACUAAUUAUGGAACCAGUAAUACAAGGUGCUGGAGGAAUGCAUAUGGUGGAUCCUCUCUUCCAACGAGUACUUGUGAAAGAAUGCCAAGAUAAAAAGAUUCCUGUCAUUUUUGAUGAGGUUUUUACUGGUUUUUGGCGCUUGGGUACUGAGACUGCUGCAGAGCUACUUCAUUGUGUGCCUGAUAUAGCCUGCUUUGCAAAGCUGAUGACUGGUGGAAUUAUUCCGUUAUCUGCUACAUUAGCAUCAAACUCUGUAUUUGAAUCCUUUAUUGGUGACUCUAAGCUUGCGGCCCUUCUGCAUGGUCACUCGUAUUCUGCUCAUGCUUUGGGCUGCACUGCUGCUGCAAAGUCCAUUAAAUGGUUUAAAAAUCCUCAAACAAACCUGAAUAUCAAUUCCGAAGGGACAUCUCUCAGGGAGGUCUUGCUAAAAUAUCUUUCUGUUGGGAUUCAUUUGUUUUAUCAACGCCUACAGUUAUGGGAUGAGAAUUUGGUUUACGAGAUCUCGUCACAUCCUGCAGUGAAGAGAGUAGUAGCAUUGGGAACUCUCUUUGCUCUAGAACUUCAAGCAGAUGGCUCUAAUGCUGGAUAGAACAAACAAAAAAGGAGCCAAUUGUACUUCAGGAAUUCUUUAAUGGAUACAGUAGGAAUUAGGCAAUGUAGACAAUGUUUCAUUCUCAAUCUCCACGGUGGAAUGUUGACUCUGUUGCCAUAGAUGUCCCCAAUGCACCGUCUUCGUAAUCAAAGAACUAAGAAGAUAAAUUAAACCACACAUUCUGUUUGCUGGUCAGAGUGUACCCGUUUAUAGUCUUACCAAACAAAUUUUCAUACUUUAUUAGGAAUUGCGAUAUGUUGGCAAAUAAAUUCACACCAGAAUUCUUUGUAAAUACGAUUAUUUUAGAGUUGAUUACUGAAGUUGGUUGGUUUUGAAUAGGUAUGCAUCUUUAUAUGCAAGAUCUCUUCUAUUAAAGCUUAGAGAGGAUGGGAUUUAUACGAGGCCAUUGGGCAAUGUCAUCUACCUUAUGUGUGGACCCUGCACAAAACCAGAUAGCUGCAGCCAAUUAUUGAUCAAACUCCUUAGCGGAUUGGAUGAUUUUAUCAGCGAGUCCAGGGAAAACUUGGAAUCCUGUCAUUCAUGAAAGACAGCAAUGGUUAUUACUCUCAGCUGUUUUUGGUUGCUGUAUUAGUGCUGUAGCAACUCAUGUAACAAGCUUGAUUCAUAGAAAUGUCUUGUUAUAUUUAGUUUUUUGUUCUUACAUUUUUGCUUGGACAUGUAAAAUUUGGAACUGUUUAGGUACGUUGCGAGUGAGGGAUUGCCGAUAAUUGUUCUGCUAAGGCUUACUUUUGCCUAAUUUAUGCAAUUUGGUAGUCCAUCAAAUUUACUGUUAGAGAAAUAAAAUCAAUAUUUGAUUGAGAAA